Molecule: messenger RNA, 2598 nt
Organism: Armigeres subalbatus
Lineage: Eukaryota; Metazoa; Arthropoda; Insecta; Diptera; Culicidae
Product: ATP-dependent RNA helicase Ddx1-like
Exons: 3
Coding region: 166-2349 (727 amino acids)
Molecular function (GO): RNA helicase activity; nucleic acid binding; ATP binding
Source: RefSeq, a predicted model, not a curated record
AGGUCUCUGACAGUCUGAGUCUGACAGCUACAGCUUAUUUACAAAAGUUUCUUGUCGGUUUGUGAUCGAAAACUCUUGCAAAACUUGUGAAAUUUCUUACGGAAAACAGGAAAUAACACCUAACUUUUCACUUCUUACCGGACUUUGUAGUGUGCGCCUCGGAAAAUGACUGCAUUCGAAGAGUUUGGCGUCAUGCCGGAGAUUGGCAAAGCGAUCGAUGAAAUGGAGUGGAUGCUUCCUACGGACGUCCAAGCGGAAGCCAUUCCGUUGAUUUUGGGCGGCGGUGAUGUGCUGAUGGCCGCUGAAACCGGUAGCGGCAAAACGGGCGCAUUCUGUUUGCCGAUUUUGCAAAUUGUGUGGGAAACCCUGAGGGACAUCCGAGAGGGAAAAGCCGGCAAGGCGGUGGGCAAUAUGGGCAAACCGUGGACACUGUCGUUUACGGAUCGUGGCAAUGCGAUGGCCGUUACGCCGGACGGCUUACGUUGCCAGUCGCGGGAGUUUAAAGAGUGGCACGGCUGUCGAGCGACCACCGGUGUCCGGGGAAAGGGCAAGUACUACUACGAGGCUACGGUCACCGAUGAAGGCUUGUGCCGCGUUGGAUGGAGCACGGAAGGUGCAAAUUUAGAUCUGGGAACGGACAAGUUCGGAUUUGGUUUCGGCGGAACCGGAAAGAAGUCCAACUGUAAGCAGUUCGACAGCUAUGGCGAAGCGUUCGGAAAAAUGGAUGUGAUUGGAUGUAUGCUGGAUUUGGAUCGUGGAGAAGUCAGUUUUUCGAAGAACGGGGUUUCUUUGGGGUUGGCGUUUAAGAUUAACGAUGGCAGAUUGAGGGAAUCAAACUUCUAUCCGGCAGUUGUGUUGAAAAAUGCGGAGAUGUCUUUCAACUUUGGAGACACGGAUUUCAAAUAUGCCGUCCCUGAUGGGUUCGUGGCAGUUUGUAAAGUUGCGCAUGAUUAUUUAGCUGUCAAUCCGAACACGGGGAGCGAAAGUGCCGCGGACGAUUGCAAGCCUAAACCAAAUGCCCCACAAGCGAUUGUAAUUGAACCUUCGCGAGAGUUGGCUGAACAGACGUUCAAUCAAAUACAGAAGUUUAAAAAAUAUCUCAAGGAUCCAGAAGUGCGUGAAUUGCUGCUCAUCGGAGGAGUCAAUAUCAAGGAUCAAAUGGAAGUGCUACAGCGGGGUGUCGACAUUAUUGUCGGAACGCCUGGACGUCUGGAGGAUUUGAUCGGCAACGGGUAUGUGCUGUUGAGCAGCUGCCGCUUCUUUGUGUUGGACGAAGCCGACGGUUUACUGAAGCAAGGAUAUACGGAACUCAUUGAGCGUCUCCAUAAGCAGAUUCCAAAAAUCACUGCCGACGGGCGUCGUCUUCAAAUGGUUGUUUGCAGUGCCACAUUGCAUUCGUUCGAGGUGAAGAAGCUUGCGGAAAAAUUGAUGCACUUCCCAACGUGGGUCGAUUUGAAGGGAGAGGAUGCUGUUCCAGAGACGGUUCACCACGUCGUCUGCAUGGUCGAUCCCCAGAAGGACAACGGCUGGCAGUCGAUGCGAACGCAUGUUCAAACGGAUGGCGUUCACGCCAGGGACAACGUUCGGCCGGGUUCCAAUACGGCGGAGACACUGUCCGAGGCGAUCAAGAUGUUGAAGGGCGAGUAUACAUUGAAUGCCAUCAACGAGCACAACAUGGACCGGGCCAUCAUCUUCUGCCGGACCAAGCUGGACUGUGACAAUAUGGAGCGCUAUUUGCGGCAGGUGGGAGGCAACAGAUACUCGUGUGUUUGUCUGCACGGCGACCGUAAGCCGCAGGAGAGGAAAGCCAACUUGGAGAAGUUUAAAAACAAGCAGGUCAAGUUUUUGAUUUGCACGGACGUGGCGGCUCGUGGCUUGGAUGUUUCAGGCCUUCCAUUUAUCAUCAACGUUACCCUGCCGGACGAGAAAAGCAACUACGUGCAUCGAAUUGGUCGUGUCGGUCGUGCUGAGCGUAUGGGAUUGGCUAUCUCGCUGGUAUCGACCGUCCCGGAGAAAGUGUGGUAUCACGGCCAGUGGUGCGCAUCGCGAGGUAAGAACUGUUGGAACACCAACCUUACCGAUGUGAAGGGUUGUUGCAUGUGGUACGACGAGAAGAUGUAUCUGGCCGAAAUCGAAGAUCAUCUGAACGUGACCAUUCAGCAAAUUGACAAGAAUCUGAAGGUUCCGAUGAACGAUUUCGAUGGAAAGGUAACGUACGGAGAGAAACGACUGAAUACCGGCACCGGGUACAAGGAUCACGUGGAACAGCUGACACCGGUUGUUUUGGAGCUGGCCAAGCUGGAACGUGAGGCACAAAAUCUGUUCCUUAAGCGGAUGGUGGUACAUUAAGAAUGUGAGUAGGCAUAAACAUAAUCACCCCUAUUAUUGUUUACGGACGACCGAUACUUUAAAACGAAUGCGAUUCGUUCGAACCGUUUUCCCAUUUAAUUUUGCUGGCGUAAACGAAAAUGCGCAUCAACUAUCGUUCGAAAGAGCAUUUGUACGUAAACAAGAAUAUGGGUAAAUCUUUCUACUAGAUGUACAAUGCUCGUAUUUAUCGUAAUAUAUGCUCUCAUAUAAUUGACUGUAAACAUUGAA